Messenger RNA from Periophthalmus magnuspinnatus, 861 nucleotides. RefSeq names its product MAD2 mitotic arrest deficient-like 1 (yeast) (gene mad2l1). The coding region runs from base 108 to 716 and encodes 202 amino acids. Gene Ontology annotation, biological process: mitotic spindle assembly checkpoint signaling. The transcript has 5 exons. Gene Ontology annotation, cellular component: kinetochore; nucleoplasm; cytoplasm. The record is from RefSeq and is a predicted model, not a curated record. NCBI's taxonomy places the organism in Eukaryota, Metazoa, Chordata, Actinopteri, Gobiiformes, Gobiidae.
CGCAUGCGCAGGACUGAUGAAUUUCAAACUGGUCGGCGGGUAGUGGAAAGUAGACACAAGUACAACAAAGCUUCAUUGACUGAAAAACAGCAGAGAUUGUGGUGAAAAUGACGAGCACUUUGAAAGGCAUCACUCUGAAGGGGAGCGCGGAGCUGGUGGCCGAGUUCUUUUCUUUUGGCAUUAACAGCAUCCUGUACCAGCGUGGCAUCUACCCCCCGGAGACGUUUGGCAGAGUCACGCACUAUGACAUGAGUCUACAGCUCACCACCGACCCCAAACUCAAGAACUACCUCACUGACGUGGUCUCUCAGCUUAAAGAGUGGCUGUUUGAGUGCACCGUGCAGAGGCUGGUCCUGGUCAUCACGUGUCUUGAGACCAACGAUGUCCUGGAGAGGUGGCAGUUUGAUAUUGAGUGUGACAAGUCAGCCAAGGAAAGCAGUGCCCCCAGAGAGAAGUCCAUCAAAACCAUUCAGGACGAGAUCCGCUCCGUCAUCAGGCAGAUCACAGCCACAGUCACCUUCCUGCCGCUUCUGGAAACCCCAUGUGCCUUUGACCUGCUGGUGUACACUGACAAAGAUCUAGUGGUCCCUGAAAAGUGGGAGGAGUCUGGCCCUCAGAUCAUCACGCAAUCAGAGGAGGUGCGUCUGCGCUCCUUCACCACAUCCAUCCACAAGGUCAACAGCAUGGUAGCCUAUAAGCGCUCCGACUCGAUGUGAUUUGCUCUCUGUCCCUCUUUGUACCAGUUACCUUGUCUGCUCUCAUGUAAAUAUUUCUGUCUCUUGUUUAGUUUUGUCUCUGUUAGCCUGUUUUAGAAACAUUUUUUGUAUGUUUAACUUUUUAAAAAGACCAAAUAAAUAAAGG